GACGCGCGCGCAGGUGGCGAGCGGCCCCACUGCGGGGUGGCCUCCGCCGGGGCUGGCGCGUCGCCGGCGAGGAGCGAGCGAGCGAGCGUCGGGCCGAGGCUGCCGCUGCCUGCCACGUGAAAAGCCGUAACUGCCAGGGCCGGCGCCGCCGGCUGAGGAGCCUCGCUGCCCCGGGGGUUUCCCCUCCGCCUUCCCGCCCGGGGGCUGAGCUGCCCCGCUCCCGCCCCGCCGCUUCUCGGAGGUGGCUGGCGGCGCUGUCGCCGCGAACACCCCUCCCCGGGUGGGCGUGGGGAGGCUGCGGCGUCCCCGCGUGUGCCUGCCCCGCCGGCGGUGGAUGCGCCGAGCCCGCACGGCCCUCGCCUCCCGCGGGCGAGGAGACGCCGCGAUGACUUGAAGCCAUGGAAGGGAUGACACGCUCGGCGGUGGCCGCGGCGCGGUGGCGGCCGGCGCUGCCCGCGCUGCUGCCGCUGCUGCUCGCCGUGCCGGCGCUGCGGGGCGCGCCCGCCGCAGAUGAAAGAUCUUUGGAGCAGCAAAAUUCUUCCCUUUUCUCAAUGAACUCAAAGGUGCACCAAAGCAUAUCAGCCAGCAGGACAGAAAUUACUUCAGCAAAAAGUAUUUUGGAGUCCCAAGAAAGUAAUUUCCUUCAAACGAUUUUAUCAUCAGUAACUACUCCCUCUGAUGUGACUUUAUUUAACCAAGAAGAAAUGGUCAGGAUUUCAGAAGGGAGAAGUACACCGUUGGUAGAUGUCUCCAUAUCAAGCAAUGAGGCAUUCUUAAGUGACGAGUUUAUUAACUCAUUUCCAAAGGCACAGUGGACUCCUCCACUGAAGUCUUUUGCAGUUUUAACAGAUCAUCACUCAGUUAAUACAGUAGAGCCACCAAGAGAAGUAUUAGAAACCGUGUUGCUAACACCUUCAUUAUCUGCCCUUUUUUCACCAUAUAUUAUCUCAAAAACAACACAGCAAAAGACUCCGUUGAGUGCUGUCCCUGAACGCAAUAACACUCUUACAGAAUUGAAGCCUUUUGUAUUACAUAGUGAAAUGCUAACUGUGAGCAGAGACUUGUCAUUGUACCCUCCAAAUACAGCUAUGUAUUUCACUUCCAUUCCUUCAGAUACAGGAGUUGCAGUACAGGAAAAUAUCAAUGCAAGUUUAAUUGCUCUGCCUUUUGGGGCUGCUUCAGAAGGAUCUCCUCUUUAUCUCAAGCUGAUGGAUAAAAAUGCCCCUGUGAUCCCAGAUGCCACAGAACAAAGUUCAGACCUAUAUGGUGAUGUUUACGGAGAUGAGACUAGCAGGGUAUCAGAAACUCUUAGUCUGAGGACCUACCCCAGUCCAAGCAUUCCCUUGGCCAUGCCAGCUUCAGCAGCCAGUGCUGAGCCUGCUUUGUUUCCUAUUAGUCUUCCACCUGCAUCUUUCCCGCUUCACUCAGCUGAUGUUUCCACAGACUCUAAUAUGGUUCUUAAUGCCAGCCUGUUUACACAUGAAUUCUCCAGUACAACACCAAAUUUACCUGCCAGUUCAGAAAAAACAAGUCAAUCAGAGCUUGUCAGUGAGUUCAUGAGUCCAGUGCCUUUCACGAGAUCAUACAGUUCUUGUCUGUAUUGUGACUCAGUUUCACUUCUGCCAGAAGCAGGUUUUUCCCCAGAACAUGAUGUGGGCUCAGGCGACUAUGUUGAAACUUUGUCCAUCAAAGCCUCUGAAGUACAAGGCAUAACUCCAUUUACAACUAUAAUUACUGAUGGGUAUGACUUAGAGGAGCCUACACCUGAGAUUUUUGAUACUUCCUUUCCAUCAAGACCAGUUGUUUCCUUUUCUUCAAGACUUGCAGAAAUCCCUGAUUCAAGCAUGUUUUUAUUAAGUUCUUUGAACUCUGCCCUUGAUACUGGAACACCUAUAACAAUUUCUUCUUCUUACCAUCAGCUCCCUGGAGGAACAUCACUGAAUAUCUCUGCUGUCCAGUUUUCCCUCCCUGUUCUGGAAACAGUUUCAUUGACACCCAGCAUUCACGUAGAAAUUCCUGGCGCCACCACCUUUCUCUUUGACUCUACUUUCAUCCUGAAUGAGCCAGUAGCAUCGUUUGCAGUCAGUCGUACAACUUUGUUGGAGUCACCAGAAUUAAUGCCAUCCAAAUCUGUAUUUUUGCUUGACAAGACAUCUACAAAGGAGGAGCCAUCUUCAAAUACAUCAGAUUUUCCACCCAGUCUUUUAUCAACACCAUUUCUUAUUGAACCUAGCUACUUGUCUUUAUCAUCAGUCAUGCUAGAUUCUUAUUCUGUCAUGCAGAGUGACUUAUCAACAUUCUUACCUCAGAUCUCGUUGACUGGGACAGCAGUACUUUCUGAGGAUGUAUCCAGCUGUGACUUUGCUGUCAUUGUCAGCUCUGCCACCAAUGCCGAGGUUUCUCAGUUCCCUCUCAGCCAAACAUCAUACUUUUAUUCAAAUGCAUCCUCUGUUCCAGAUGCACAUGUUCCUGAAAUGAGACCAACAUCAGAUUUUCCCUCUGAAUCAUCUGUAUUUCUGGAAGCAACCUCAGUAUUGCCAGUGGGCUCUGAAGUCAUAUUUACCUCAGCUGUUACAGGAGCUACCUCUCAGUUGGAGCCUUCACUCUCCACUUCUCACUCUGUGGUUCCUACCCUGGUGCUCCCCUCUUCUGACACUCGGUCUGUUACCAGCAGCAUCUUGCUCAGUGAAACAAAUUUGGUCUCUUUGUUUACUACCUUUCCAGCAACUCCCGUCUUAAAUGUAUCUUCAUCUCUGCUCUCAACUGCUCUGGCUUCUGAUGAGGAUAUUGGUGCUACAGUUAACCCAACACUGCUUUUAACAUCUCGCAGUGAGGGCAGUGCCCACACAUCCUAUCCUCCUGCAGACCCUGGCAACCAGACAUCACAUGCAGACACCAGCAGUGUGAUGGCCUUUCCUACAGCAUCUCUGUUUGUGACCACAUCAUUUUCUCCCACGUGGUUUCCUCCGACUUCUAGCCUACCCACGGGUUAUGAAGUUCCAGCAGGAAGCAGUAUAACUGCUGCUACUGAUGUAUCGACUAUUUCCACCACCGUCUCCACAACCACUUCCACCAGUGCUACAGGCAGCCAUGGCACGACUGCUGCAGUCACCCCAGGGACAUUCUCCUCCACCCCUCUGGUGACCACUACUCCAACUGAACCUGUGAUCAUAACUUCUGCUGUGACUGCUACCAGGCAACCUUACGUCUGCGAUAUCACAGUUCCUGAUGCUUACCUAGUCACUGCAGUGCUGGCCCAAAGAGCUGUUCUACAAAAUGUCAGUGAAUCCAUCAGAGAAGUGCUCAGAGUUCAGUUCAGGCGAACAGUAGAGAUAGAGGUUUAUAAAAUCUCCCCCAAAUUUGCUUUCUUGGUGACAUCCGGUCCUUUUGUUUACACGGCAGUAGCUGUCAUAAAUGUGCUUGUUAACAGCAGUCUUCUUCGUGGAGAGGCCCCCGUGAUUCUCUCUCUGCAUCCUUCCUUUACAGUCCCAGACAACAGAUUCCAAGUUCAGACAGUACUUCAAUUUGUGCCUCGGAAUAUGGAUGUUGGGUUCUGCAACUUCAGCCAGCGCAUUGAGAAAGGGCUGACGAUGGCAUUCAUGGAGGUGAGCAAACACCAGGAGUUCUACAACUUCACUGUGCAGAUACUGAAUAUAACUCUGAGCAGGCCUGGGAUAGCAUUUCGGCAGGGCCCCGUGAGCAUUGUUUUUGCCAUCCGAGAUAGAUAUGGUUUUCUAAACGGGUCCAGAGUCAGCGAGCAGCUAAGAAACUUGUCCGUGGUGGAAUUCAGCUUCUAUCUGGGCUUUCCUGUGCAGCAAAUUGCUGAACCCUUUCAUUAUCCUAAGCUUAAUGUGUCUCACUUGAUGAAAUCUUCCUGGGUGAGAACAGUUCUCUUGGGUGUCAUCGACCAGCGAAUUCAGGAGGAAGUGUUUCAGGCUGAGAUGGAGCGGAAACUAGCUCACCUGUUAAACGAGGCUUUGGUCAGAGGGCGGAUAUGGAGACGAGCCAGCUUUGCAGGCAGCAACGUUGUGCAGAUUGUGAAUGUGUCACGGUUAGUUGGUGUUGAUAAUCCUGUGGAGCUGAUCUACUUUGUGGAGGACCAAGACGGAGAGAGACUAAGUGCUCUGAAGUGCUCAGACCUGAUGAACAGAGUUGAUAUCCAGCGGGCUGCAAUCAUCCUUGGAUACCGCAUCGAAGGCACCGUUGCACAGCCUGUUGAGAAGCUGAAGGAUUCCACCACAGAGUCACAGAAUAGCAACCUGUGGAUUAUUGUUGGUGUUGCGGUCCCAGUUGCUGUGGUGCUUCUGAUCGUUAUUAUUUUAUACUGGAAACUUUGUCGAACAGACAAAUUGGAGUUUCAGCCAGACACGAUAAGCAACAUUCAGCAGCGACAGAAGCUACAAGCCCCCAGUGUGAAAGGCUUUGAUUUUGCUAAGCAGCAUCUGGGCCAGCACAAUAAAGAUGAUGUCCUGAUUAUCCAUGAGCCAGCUCCUUUACCAGGACCUAUUAAGGAUACUACCCCAUCUGAAAAUGGAGAUGUGCCCAGCCCCAAAUCCAAGACUUCCUCAAAGCCUUCAAAGACUGCUCGACCCAGAGGGAGAGUUUCACCAUCAGAUGCUGACUCCACAGCAAGUGAACAAUCCAGCGGGAGAGAGACAGGAGAAGAAACUGCAAGACCAUCAACUGUUGCGAAUGAGGGCAAACCACGCAGAGCAGUGAAGAAAGGACCACCUCAGACCAGUAGUGGAAAUGAGCAGCAUUCCUCAGCCUCUAUCUUUGAACAUGUGGAUAGAAUGUCGCGUUCCUCAGAUGCCAGCAGACGGGUUCCAAGCAAGAUCCAGCUGAUUGCUAUGCAACCAAUGGCAGCACCUCCGGUUCAGAACUCAGUGCUUUCUGAUCGAGUAGCGGAGACCAACAAAAUCAAUAAAGAGAUACAAACAGCUCUGAGGCAUAAAUCUGAGAUUGAGCAUCACCGCAAUAAAAUUCGUCUUCGCGCCAAGCGCAAAGGGCACUAUGAAUUUCCAGUGGUGGAUGAUGUGGUGGUGGUUGACUCCAAAGAACAGCACAGAAUAUAUCGCAAGGCACAGAUGCAGAUUGACAAGAUCUUGGACCCUGGAGGCAGCGUGCCUUCUGUCUUCAUAGAGCCCAGGAAGAGUUCUCGUGCAAAACGUUCUCCCAAGCAGCGUCGGCGACAUCAGAUAAACGGUAGUCCUAUCGAUGCAGAAAAGGACAGAUUAAUCACAACAGACAGUGAUGGGACGUACAAAAGGCCUCCAGGAGUCAAUAACUCUGCAUAUAUUUCUGAUCCAGACUUGCCUUCUGAACCUCAGAUAUCAUCUUCAGCUGAUCUGGGGAAGUUCCCUGGCUUGCCUUCCCACCCAGUCUCCCAGUAUGUCCCACCACAGCCAUCCAUUGAAGAGGCUCGACAAACCAUGCACUCACUGCUGGAUGAUGCCUUUGCGCUGGUGGCUCCCAGCAGCCAAGCAGCUAAUUCCACAGCCGUCACACCACCUGGGGUCUCUGCAGGACAGCCGAGAUAUGUGGAAUUUGGAAUGACUCCACCAACAGCACCAGGUCUUCUACAAAGACAAAACUUUGGGCCAGGUUUUCUUCAGCCUGCAGAGUUAAUGCACCCAGACCAGCAGCCACCUGAGGUUCAAUAUUCCUCCAGAGGGAUAUACUCAGAGGAGAUGCCAUCAGUGGCACGACCACGACCAGUUGGAAGCACUGCAGGUUCUCAGAUACAGCACCUCACUCAGGUGGGAAUUGCUAGCAGGAUCGGAGGUCAACAAGUGGAGAUCCCCUCAGGCAGAGCAGGGCAUGGCCAGCCGGGGGGGCCAGGGUGGCCCCAGUGCCGUGGAGAGGAUGAAUAUGCUAGGCGAGAUGCAACACAUAUGCAUGGACACCAAGAAUAUUCCUCCUCACCAGUAUUCCAGAUGCCGAGGACUUCAGCCAGGCAGCCUUCGGCGCCCCCUGCUCAGCUUCCACACAACAGCCUUCAGGGCCAGGGCCUUUGCUACACCACCAGUUCCACUGAGGACCUUCAGCCAGGUCACUCUUCAGCCUCUCUUAUUAAAGCAAUUAGAGAAGAACUUCUACGACUUUCUCAGAAACAGACAACAGUGCAGAACUUCCACAGUUGAUUUAGCAUUCCCUUGCAAGUCUGCCAGGUAUCUGCUUCCUAUGGAAGUAAAGACUUAGAGGAAAUCAGCAAUGUUGUUCUCUCAAAAGAAUUGAACUUUCACGGCUCUCUUGACAAUACUUUGGAAAAAAAUGAAGAAGGCAGCAAAACGAGGAUAGUAAGGGGAGACAGGGAAAAUCGUCAGUGUCAUCACAAGUAAUAUUAAUUAAUCUGCUAAUAUUACGGUGCUUCUCUUCUCUCCCUACCCUCAUUCAGCCUAACAAAUAAAUAAAACCUUAGGUCAAGAAAUCAACACUCCAGCAACAAAAAAGUCACAGGAACAAACUCCAAGUAUGAUGGACUCCUUUUUCUAAGGAAGUAGGCAAAGGCUUGAAUAAACUGAGAUGACAUUUUGCAAGCUACUACAAGUAUUCUGAUCUCUCCAGUGCUUAUGGGGAACUGGUUUGUGUUAUUGUUUUGCAAGAUUACAAACUGUAUCAGCUCAAGGGUGUUGAAGGUGUGAUCCGACAUAAGAAUCACUUUGAUUGUCAGGAACAACGGGACUACUUAGAAUAAAAGUCUUUAUGAGAUACUUGUAACAAACUGGAACAAUAAUUGUUAUAGCUCUGUGCUUCUGAAUGGAGCUACUCUCUGCACUCUUCCUUGUUUUCCUUCUGGUGCUGAAGCUUCAAGUGUUCCUUCAUCUUCAAUGUUUGCAAAAUGAAACAUUGGCCUUGUAUAACUAAGAAAAUAUCUGUAGACUCACGCAGGCUGGAAAAACAAAACAAAGCAUCCAAACGGAAAGGGCUUGGUAUUUAUGUUGUUUAAAAAUUACUGAAAACUAGGAGAGAAAUACUCAGCCACAGUUGAAUUUGGGGAAAUAUGUAUGUAUAUCUGUAAAAAAGUAUAUUUACAUACUUUAUGCUCUUGCAAGAUCAGUGAUAAAAUAUUGCCACUCUGUAGUUUACUUUGUGGACAGAAACUGAUCCAGCCUGACUAGUACAGGGUCACCAGCAUUAUGUUAUAAAUGGAUGUCCUAAAUCAUUGCUUAUGUUUGGAUCUCAAUAAUUUUAGUGAAAGUCAGUGACAGUUUAGAGCAUUAACAUAGGCUUAGAUUUGCAGUUUUGAGACAGUUUCUAUAUUUAUACUUGUUUCCACUGUCCCUAUGGACAAAGGGUAAGCAUUAUCCCCAUGGUAAGAAUGGUACAUGCCAUGAAACUGUUUGUUGCUGUUUUUUCCAGAGUUUUAAUUUAAUAUCAGCUACGAAUUUACUAAUAUUUGGCCAUUGCCUAUCUGUAACUGACAUAAUACAUGCGGAAAUUUUACUUAAGUCAUGAUUUGUUGAAGUGUUUUUAUUUUCAGGUCAGACUGAACUAUAACAAACUGGCACAGAGGCAGAAGAUAAACUCAGUGUUUCUGAGGAGGCUCGGGAGCUUUGCCCUAGAAAAAUGAAAAGCAAAACUAUUUGGUGCUGUAGUGUGAGUAUUUCAGACACUAGCAGAUGGUAGUCAUAAAACAUCUAAGGAACGGUGGUCUGCCAAGGAGAUCGCUGGGCAGUUGGUCAGGGUAGGGGCUGCGUUUGCCUCACUCCCUGUGUAGAAAUGGCAUUGGUAAAAUACAGGUGUGUGAUGCUGGUAUGGUAUGGUGGUCUUUGUCUGCUCCUGGUUCCAGUGCACAGUUCAAUAACUGUGACAGGACUAACUCGGCCUGAAACAAAACCAGGUAGAACACCAUGGAAGAACCGUACAUACCUUGUUCAUGAAGUGUGUAUGUAAUAUUCAUUGCCAAAGCCCAAACUAGGAAGCAGCUGGCUGCUCACUGAUGUGGAAGAAAAGGUGGUAUGUUUCCCCUCUUAAUUAGGAAGCUCAGUUAUUUUUCUGUUUACCCAUGAUCCUCAAAAGACUGUAUGAAAUGGUUUUGAGGGGCUUACUAUAGUGAAGCAGUCUAAAUUAAUUUCUAGUUCCCUGGCCAAUACUUAAAACCUUCAUGGGCACUGGUUGAGGUUUGACUAGAGUCAGUACACCAGCAUGGUUAUGAACAGCAGUACCAACAGGUUACUACGCUUUGAAUUUUUUAAGCUUUUUGUAUGAUAGUCGCUUCUGGGAUAAAAAUAAAGAAACUUGUAUUUUCUGCCAAGUUUGUAAACAUGAAUGUUGCCAAUACUUCUGUGAAAUGCCAGGUUUUGCAGAAUGAAGAGUGUUUCAGGCAAUGUUCAUUUGGUCUUUUUGACAGUACUGAAGACUGACUGUUCCUAAGUGUUCCCAUUAAAACCAUCUCUUUCGCAGCUCACAUCCUUCUCCAGCUUCUGCACUGAGGUCAGAGGCCAGUGGUUACACUAUUAGCGCAUUACUGUGACUUCAUUUCAAGAAAAUGUGGGCUUCUAGAAAGUAAAUUUGUUUCCUGGCUGUUGGUUCCAGCUAUUUAAAAAGGAAUAUGAAAUAAGAGCUUUGAAAGUUAGAGACACUUAAGCCAUUUCUCAUUCAUUUUCACUAGUGGUGGUGAUGCUAUUAUGAUAGUCCAUCUUUUUGUCUUUGGAAAAAUAUUAUUUUUCCUUUCAAUCUGAAAUCUUAGGAAGAACACAUAGUGGACAUUUGUCUGGUAAAUAAAAGAAGCUUUCUGAUGCAAAAAUCUCUCUUUAAAACCCUUCAAGUUCAUAGGGAAGGACAGUAAAAUAAAAGCAGUCAGAAAGCUGUGUUUGGAAGUGAUGUCUUCAGACUAGCUGGAAACUUAAUCCACUGUUGACAAAAAGUAGUAUGCCAUAGUCUCUAUCUUCGUGUCAUAAGAACAGUAACACAUAAGGCACCGGUUCCAAGGAUGGUCUUAACAAGGGAGACCCACACUUUUUUUUCUGCAGCUACAGCAUAAGCUUUUUUUUUCGUAUACCUACAGAAGGGCUCUCUGGAAUGUGUGUGCCAAAAUGUGCGUUUCCACUUGGGAAUUUAGGGAAUUGUAAGCUUCUGCAUCUCUAUGUGCUUGAGCUCUUCUGUCAUAUUUUAUUGCCCUAUUAAAAGGGGGGGGGGGGGAAUCCCAAACCUUUUUUCCUGAAACUUAAAGAAUCCUGAGUUCAAGUAUCUAUGAACAAAUCCACCCUUUUCUGAAAACACUGAUCAGAUGAGAAAUUGUUACAGGCACAGAAAGCUGUUACUAACAGUUAUAUUCAUUUCCAUGACUAAACCAUCUGGUUUGUGGAAUGCUCAGGCUCUUCUCUUUCUUCACAAUUUUCCUUGGCAUUUGUGCUUAGUCUGUGUUUAGUUUGGCAUGUAGAAGAACUUGGCGAGGCGAGAGCUACAUAAUUUAGCUUGGUUGGUUUGCUUUUCCUUUCCAUGGCCAAAAUGUUGACCUCUAGCCUGCUUCUUGAUCAUCUUUAGAACUAAGUGAAAUUUUACCAUUAUUCUUCACUCACUUGAAAGGUUGGGCACACUUCAGUAUUAUAAAAUAUUCUCUUCCAGGAUGUAACACAUGGUCCUGUCAGUGACUGUGGCAAGAAAACUUUGCUUGUAGAGGUGAACCACAUAGGUGCUGCACUCAGUGUUAAAUAAGCUCAUUCUGGAGCAUUAAGUGGAAUUGUAUUGACUCUUUGCAAUGUACUGUACUUGGAAUGGUUUGGAACAGGCUUCAUCUAUAGUGGUUGGAGAGCAGUAGCGUUAUACAAGGUCUGUAUAUCACCUCUGCACCCAAAGGUCUGUUUGGCAAGAUGUUGGGUACCCAAAUAUCACACAUCUUUAUGCACCCACAUAAAUACGCAGAUUGAUCACCCAAAAGUACAUGUUCCUACCAAGUGCUAAAGCCAGUACUUUUUAUUUAGACUACUGACAGCACGGCUACAGUGUUAUCUUAGAAAGAGGCUCUUUACAGGGAUCAUAACUUCCCAAGAAACGAAGUGGCCAACACUGUUGUGUGUUAACUCAUGGUUUGAAAACACAUUGGAUGGAUUACAUAAGGAAAAUAGUAUCAUUUGAGCCCAAGUGAAAUUACCAGUUGUGCGACAGGGAUGAUAGUACGCAUCUGAACUCAUUGUUUAACUCUUAUCCUCACGAUGUUAUCCUUUUUUCCAGAUCUAACAGUUUUUCAGCUCGAGGAAAAAAUGGGCAUUAUCUCACAGUUCUUUGUUAUAGAUGCCAGUCCUUGGGAAAAAAAACCAAACAUGUCUUGGCCAAGAGCUUUGAAGUGGCAGGAUGCACAUCAUUUGUGACUUUGACGUGGGGACAUGUUAAGGGCCAUAUUUUUUUCAGCAGUGUCAAAAUAAAUGGAUUUUUUUAAAAAGUAACACUUGUUUGGUGUUUUCUGAAUAUGGACAUAAAACUGAAAAUUGUUUAAAAGAGUCAGAUUGGUUUGGAUUGGAAGAGAUCUUAAAGAUCAUAGAGUUCCAGCACCCUGACAAAGGAUGACAUCUGAUUGUCCAAAGUCAAAUAGCAACCAGGUCUCCAGGACCACCUAUAACAGUGCACUAAAAAAGAGGUAAAAUCUUGGGGACUCUUCCUGCCCCUACUUAGGCUGAUUCCAUAACAACUCUGCUUCUGUGCAGUUCUUCACCACUUGCAAUACUGGUCUGUAUGAGUGAGAAACAUCUCUGUCUCUCACCAGUGAGACUCCCAGAUGCGGUUCACCAUGGCUGUAGAGUUUCUGCAGAGCUUUUUAGAGAGAAGUAGCAGCUUUAAAUGUGGAAAUAAAAAUCCAGUUCCCUUUUUUGGUGGGCAUCUUUUUCCUCUUCUUGUUAUGUUUUAUUUAAAAAUGGUGGGGGGAAGCCUUGGGGAUGUAGUCUGCUGUCACCGGUCUGCUGUCAUUCAUGUAUUCCAAUAUCUGUAGGUCCUAAAUACUGAGGAAGCAGAUAUAGGAAUGAAAGUUUUCGACAAUGCUGAUGAAGAUUCACUGUCAUUUUGCAGUAUUUUGGUGUGAGUCCACUUACAUGCUUGAAAAGCCAGGUGUCCGUGUUACAGUGUUCUUUGAAAUGUAGCUUACAUCAGGAGGACUAAAAGUUUUCUUACGUAUGUCUGACAAUGAGGGCAGAACAAGCUUAGCUUGUGGCAGCUCAUACCAAAAUGACCGGCAGUUCAGAUCCACAUGUCUGCGUGUUGCCCCUGGUCGCAACUGCAUGACUUCCACUGAAACCCACAUAGUCAUGUGUAUGCUUUGGAAGGAGAAUUCAUCCUACAAAUUCUUUAGUACAGUUUGGGAUGCACUUGGCAAGAUGUGUCUAGCUUUGACAUACAAAGUCCUUGUGAGUUUACUCACCCUGAGAAUAAGAAACUUGAGAAGCAAAAUUCCUGUGGAGUUGCACUGCUUUUUUAGAGAGAAUUUUGUGGAGUAGAGCUGUAGUCCUGUAAAUCCGUGCGAAGACUGAUAAAUGAAAAAAAGUUUACAUUAGUACUAGAAGAAUACACAUUUCUUUGUGUUUAAUAGUUUGUAGAGAUGGAGUGUUUUGUCUUGAUUUUGUAUUAUUUUCUCUUGAUAGUCUUUACAUUUAAAGUAUUUGUUUUCCUUUGUAAUGGCCACUCUAGUUUAGUUUGGAGUAGUUCGUAAUCUGUAAGUGGAAGUUUAUGUUUAGGCUGUUACAUCUUGCCUUAAUCGGAAUAAAAUAUUGGCAGAUUUGAACAAAUGCUCUGAAGACUCUUGAAAUGAAUGCUAAAGCUCCACCGAUCCCUGAUGUGGUGAUUUUCAGGUUCACUUAGAGUAAUCCUCAUCGUCAAACGUAGAGCGAAUGAAAAUUUAGAGCGAGUAGAAAAGAGACUGAAAGAUGAAAAUUACUGCUUUGCACUUCGUACUAUAUUCUCAUGUACACACUCCUUCAGAGGUCAGUCAUGUUCCCAUGAAAACUUCUCUAA
This is a messenger RNA of Cuculus canorus (common cuckoo), 11943 nucleotides long. Its product is annotated as KIAA1549 ortholog. The coding region runs from base 399 to 6143 and encodes 1914 amino acids. The transcript has 20 exons. The record is from RefSeq and is a predicted model, not a curated record. Lineage: Eukaryota; Metazoa; Chordata; Aves; Cuculiformes; Cuculidae.